Molecule: messenger RNA, 375 nt
Organism: Linum tenue
Lineage: Eukaryota; Viridiplantae; Streptophyta; Magnoliopsida; Malpighiales; Linaceae
Source: the annotation of a GenBank genome assembly
AUGGCAUGGGCAAAUAUUUAUCUGAGGUCAUCGUUGUUCGUACUUGCAAGUGGUUCGAGCAACGACUACACGGGGAUACAGGGGAACUUCCGCUUCCCCCCGCCGCUCGAGCGAAUGAAGGCGCUCAUUCCCGAUGUUUUCGCGGCCAUGAAUGCUUAUGUCAAAGCCGGUUGCACGGUGAGCAAUGUUCACACCAAACCGGACUGCGAUACCGCCAUCAAAGCCAUGGUCGUGCUCCACAAUCGACGCCUCCGGCGGCUGCUGACCGAGUUUCCCGAGGUAUGCAUUGUCUACAUACGGCGAUAUGUGGGUCCCCCAGGGCGCCUUAUUGUCGAAACCCCAACGAGUACAUGUUCUGGGACAACCAAAAUAUGA